This is a messenger RNA of Caenorhabditis remanei, 573 nucleotides long. RefSeq lists its product as uncharacterized. The transcript has 2 exons. Bases 1 to 573 code for a protein of 190 amino acids. NCBI's taxonomy places the organism in Eukaryota, Metazoa, Nematoda, Chromadorea, Rhabditida, Rhabditidae. The record is from RefSeq and is a predicted model, not a curated record.
AUGGAAGAAAACGAUGAGGCAAUAAUGCGAGCUGCUGCGGAUGCAGUGGUCGAAGGCUCCCCCAUUGACACCCUUCCUGAUGACGCGUACGAGACCAAUACUGUAAGAAAUUAUUUUCUUGAACAAGACCGAGCUGUGACUGCGGCGGCUGAAGCCGCUGCUGCUGCUGAAAUUGAACGUCAACGUGCUCAAUAUGCUGCGAUGGGAUAUCAGAUGGAUGAUGAAGAAGAAGACGAUGGUCUCAAUGAAUUCGGUCUUCCAAGAAAGCCGCCACAAACUCCACCUGGGCCGGCUCCAGACGAUCAGCCAGGACCAGGUUUGAUCCCUUUUCCUGAAGACGAUAUUGAUGAUGUUUCCGAUGAUGAAGAAGUUGAUGGAAGACCAAGGAUUGGUCCAAAGACUCCACCUGAGCCGGCACCACCAACUCCAAAAGAUGAUUCCGAGGAGCCGAUCCAAGCCGAGGCGCCGAAACCAGAAGGAAGUGAUGGCGAGUUGUCAGACGACGAUGAAAUGGAUUCCUUGUUCCCGCCAGUCUCUCAAUACGGAGGAACUUCGCAGCAAAGAGCACGGUGA